Messenger RNA from Topomyia yanbarensis, 914 nucleotides. RefSeq names its product leucine-rich repeat-containing protein 57. Bases 82 to 804 code for a protein of 240 amino acids. Gene Ontology annotation, molecular function: protein binding. NCBI's taxonomy places the organism in Eukaryota, Metazoa, Arthropoda, Insecta, Diptera, Culicidae. The transcript is spliced from 2 exons. The record is from RefSeq and is a predicted model, not a curated record.
AUUCAAAUAAAGUAAACACGACGGCUAGCAUAGCUCUAGCUACAGGUGAUAUCUUCAGAAGUGCAUUUGUCCUCUAAUCCCAUGGGAAAUAAACAAGUAAAACAACACUUCGAAAAUGCGCAAAAAACCGGAGUGCUAAAAAUUUCUCAAAUGCGACUCAAUGAGUUCCCAUCUGCUUUGAAGUCAUUUCCGAACCCCAAUGUAAUGAGGACAUUGGAUCUUUCGGAGAAUCGUUUCGUUGAGCUGCCUGAUGACAUCGGAAAAUUCAUCAAUUUGAAACAUCUAAACGUAAGCGGAAACAAACUAGUCUCAUUGUCAGACAUGCUCGGAGUGCUCGAAAAAUUGGAAACCUUUAAUGCGAUGAACAACUUCAUUGAAAGGUUGCCUGCCCAGCUGGGUCAAUGUAAAAACAUGAAGCAAGUCAUUCUUAGUAAUAAUCAAAUUUGUGAAUUCCCCACAAUGCUUUGUGGUUUGAAACAUUUGGAUUUAUUGGAUUUGUCACGAAAUAAAAUUACAACUAUACCCGCGGCUGUAAGCAGCCUGCAAGUGACGGAAUUGAACGUAAACCAGAAUCAAAUUUCCGACGUUUCUGACAGUAUCGCGCUGUGUCCUAGGUUAAAAACGUUACGGAUCGAGGAAAAUUGUUUACAAGCGAACGCUGCUCUAUCAAAGAUUUUAAAAGAGUCACAGAUAUGUAAUUUAUCUGUAGAUGGCAAUCUAUUCGGUCCGAAAGCAUUCGCUGAACUGGAUGGCUACGAGGCUUAUAUGGAGCGUUAUACAGCAGCUAGAAAGAAAAUUUGUUAAAGUUGUAAUUUGUUCAUUGAGGGCUUUAAACUGGUGGUCAUUCGCCCGCCGAUUUUGAGAUUAAGGUAUUGAAUAAAUAAAUUAUUGUAACCCAAGGUCGCUAUAAAUAA